GCCUUUGUCGCCGAGGAUAAACAGCAGGGCCGCGUGCCUCGUCGACGACGAGGUGGUAGCAACAGCUUCUUUAUUGGCCGCGAUGCAACGACGCAAGCAGGAUUCAGGCACCAUUGCUGCACUUUUCUUAGCCUUGCUGAGCCUUGUAUGCUGUCUCUGGCCCGCGCACAUUGCCCUAGUCCCCCGCCAGACCAGCAUACACCCGGCUCAAAUUCGCGUACCAAGCCAUCUCAGGGCGCACUCGGCUCAGAUUCGUCUUCAGAGCGCCAUCUAUUCGUACAAAUGCCUGAUUCCAGUGCCACGAAGGGUGUCGCAAGGCCAAGGCAGCAGCCCACGGCGCGGACAACAACACGGCUGGCGAAGCGUCCGAGCCCCAGCCUCAAGCAAGCGGCAGUGGAAACGCCGGGGUUCCUAUGGAAGACGACGAUCUCGAGGACUCCGAUGAUGAGGAUGAGGAUGAUGGGCAGAAGCAAGUCGGCACCGAGUUCAGCGUCAUCCGUGCCCUCGCGAGCUCCAACGCCGCCGAAGCUCUCGAAGACCUUCUCGACAUCGACGCUGCCGCCUUCCCUCGAGGUGACGCCCUCAGCCGCGCCCUCCUCCCCGCCAAGAGCAGCAUCAUCAGCGACGGCCAAGACACGGACGGAGCCGAUGAGGCCGUCGAGGAUCCCGGCACCUCCUCGCUGCCUGCUACUAAGUUCAUAGACGGCAAGCAAUGGGAGCUCAAGCGCUACGGCUCAGGGCGCUACUACGAGUCGCCAGACGGCAGCAGCAGGGAGUACGUUGCCUUUGCCCGUCCUCAGCCUUCGCCCCUCAAAGACGCGGAGACGGUCCUCGCCGGUGCCAAGCGGUUCGUUCUCGCCGCCGCCAAUGGCCGCAUCGACCUGGGUACGACGACCUCUGGCGUAGCUUGGCAACAGGGAGCCGCCCGUGACAGGGUCAAGAGGUGGCUCGAUGGAGGCUACUUCAAGCUUACGCCCUUCUUCGAGCAGCUGCUCAAUGACGUUGGCUCCGGCAAGUCAGACGUCUGGGAGGCAAGCUACUUCGAGGCCAAGGCCGGCCAGUCGCUCUCUCCACCCUUCGCCGCCACCCAGCCUCCUUCGGCAGCCGGCAGCGCCAGCAAAGACGGCGUGUAUGGACGCAUCGUCUUCAGGAGCAACCGCUAGGCGACCCUCUACUGCGGGCAGGCGCAAGACCCCGUGGCGCGGCACUACUCACACGAGGCUACCCUCCUGAGGACGGAGUUGAGCGGGGGCCGUGGGCGGGCCUCCUACCACUACCAG
Messenger RNA from Jaminaea rosea, 1280 nucleotides. RefSeq lists its product as hypothetical. The record is from RefSeq and is a predicted model, not a curated record. The transcript has 2 exons. NCBI's taxonomy places the organism in Eukaryota, Fungi, Basidiomycota, Exobasidiomycetes, Microstromatales. The coding region runs from base 414 to 1163 and encodes 249 amino acids.